ACUGUGACAGACUGCGGCGGGACCAGCAGUCGAGCGAUCUUUGUUCGCACGGUUCGAAUCGCAUUCGGUACGAUGAAGCUCCUACUGUUUCUGGGCCUGGUGGCCGCUGCCUCUUGCUCGGGCAAUGUCGCGAACGGGCCGAAAGUCACGGACAAGGUAUGGUUUGACGUCAAAAUCGGCGACGUCGACGCCGGCCGGAUUGAAAUCGGUCUUUUUGGUAAAACCGUCCCGAAAACGGUGAAGAACUUCGUAGAACUUGCCAAGAAGCCCCAAGGUGAAGGAUACAAAGGCAGUAUGUUCCACAGAGUGAUCAAGGACUUUAUGAUCCAAGGGGGAGACUUCACGAAGGGAGAUGGAACUGGAGGUCGUAGCAUUUAUGGGGAUCGUUUCGCGGACGAGAAUUUCAAGUUGAAACACUAUGGUGCUGGUUGGUUGUCAAUGGCUAAUGCUGGCAAGGAUACCAAUGGAUCUCAAUUCUUCAUUACGGUUAAGCAAACCCCGUGGCUGGAUGGUAGACAUGUUGUCUUCGGCAAGGUUAUCAAAGGAAUGGAUAUAAUCCGCAAAAUCGAGCAAACAAGCACAGAUUCGCGAGAUAGACCACAGAAGAACAUUGUCAUUGCUGAUAGCGGCGCAGAGACUGUGGCAGAGCCAUUUAGUGUAACUAAAGACGAUGCUGCAGAAUGAACGCAGGGAUUUAUUGGCAAUUUCCGUACGAUCCGUUUGUCUCGACAUGCGACAUGAUCCUUUUCAGUUGUACGGCUCUGAUAUCAUUAUAUAGUUUCUUUAAAAACGAAACAAUGGCAACAACGGUAUAACAAUUAUCGAUAGAAAAUUGUACGAUGUCGAUGAGUCGGAUAAUUUGGUCUUUUGCAUUACCGUUAUACCAUGAGACGAAAAUGUUACACAGGGUCAUGAAGCAUUAACGCGGCAAUUACAGAAACGAUUGUUUCUAUUCCAGUUACAACUUCGUAUACUUACAUUGCACAAAAAAUUUUGUACGUCCGAAAGCAAAUUUUUUACAUUCACAAAGAUAAGUUGUUUAAAAAAA
Messenger RNA from Dinoponera quadriceps, 1048 nucleotides. RefSeq names its product peptidyl-prolyl cis-trans isomerase 5 (gene Ppib). The transcript has 4 exons. Gene Ontology annotation, cellular component: intracellular membrane-bounded organelle. Bases 73 to 684 code for a protein of 203 amino acids. Gene Ontology annotation, biological process: protein peptidyl-prolyl isomerization; protein folding. Gene Ontology annotation, molecular function: peptidyl-prolyl cis-trans isomerase activity. Lineage: Eukaryota; Metazoa; Arthropoda; Insecta; Hymenoptera; Formicidae. The record is from RefSeq and is a predicted model, not a curated record.